This is a messenger RNA of Penicillium manginii, 9687 nucleotides long. RefSeq names its product Acyl transferase/acyl hydrolase/lysophospholipase. Bases 1 to 9687 code for a protein of 3228 amino acids. The record is from RefSeq and is a predicted model, not a curated record. Gene Ontology annotation, biological process: amino acid activation for nonribosomal peptide biosynthetic process; secondary metabolite biosynthetic process. Gene Ontology annotation, cellular component: cytoplasm. Gene Ontology annotation, molecular function: phosphopantetheine binding; transferase activity. NCBI's taxonomy places the organism in Eukaryota, Fungi, Ascomycota, Eurotiomycetes, Eurotiales, Aspergillaceae. The transcript has 3 exons.
AUGGCCGUUGGCAUGAAUGUUUCCCAAGCCACGGAGCUGUGUGAUAAGAUGCCAUUCAAAGGGCGCAUUGUCAUCGCUGCGUACAAUGCUCCUGCCAGCGUGACACUUUCUGGCGAUUAUGAUGCGAUCCAAGAAGCCAAAGAAAAUCUUGAUGCCAAAAAUGUCUUUGCAAGAAUACUCAAGGUUGAGACAGCGUAUCAUUCGCAUCACAUGGAAUUGCACACCGAUAGAUACAUGUCUUCAUUGAAGGCCUGUAACAUCCAAGUGCGGACCCCCAAGCAAGAUUGCAAAUGGAUUUCAACUGUCCAAGAGACGUUUGAUUUCUAUGGCGAAGGGCUGAAAACUCUCAAGGACCAAUAUUGGGUUGAUAACAUGCUACAGCCAGUGCGAUUCUCUCAAGCCGUCGAAAGCCAUUUUAAUGGUGGAAGGGAUUUUGAUCUAUGCGUUGAAGUUGGGCCUCACUCUGCCCUGGAAGGCCCUGUUUCACAUAUCCGUGACUCUUUAAAUGCCAAAAAGAUUCCAUAUCUGUCACUUCUCAAACGAUAUAUAGAUGAUGUGAAAGCUACAUCCUCUGCUCUAGGGGCUGUGUGGGAGAUCUUCGGCCCACAACAUAUCGACAUCGCCCGAUACCUUCAGACCAUCAGCUCACAACUGCCGCGAUUUCUCAAAGACCUACCGACAUACAGCUGGGAUCAUGAUCAAAAUUUCUGGAGGGAGCCACGCGCAUCACGGCGAUAUCGUCUUGAGGGUACUCGGUCCCAUCCGCUUUUGGGUCGAAGAAUCCCCGACGAUUCAAAUGAAAGCCCACGCUGGAGAAACAUACUCCAUCUGAACGAGCUACAUUGGCUUCGUGAGUAUAGGCAUAAGGGGAAAAUACUGUUCCCUAACACCGGUUACAUUGCCUUGUUGGUAGAGACCGCCAUGUCCCUCGCAGCGGGACGAUCGAUCGCUCUUCUGGAGAUUCAAGAUUUGGUCGUCUCGAAAGUAAUUGAGCUUACUGAAGAAGAUACGGGGGUUGAGUGUAUUUCUUCUCUUAGCAUCUUGCACCAGUCAUCAACAGAAUUUUCAUCCGGUUAUCUUGAAGCUUACUUCACUUGUGAAACAUGCUGUGCUCAAACAGAAGUCCUUGAAAGAUCAUGUACGGCGCGUGUUAUACUCCAUUUUGGACCUGCUUCUGCAGAAGAGCUUCCCCUAAGAGGUAAUCAGCUGGAGAAGCUCGUUAAUGUCAACUGUGAUGACUUUUAUCAUACACUGCAGUCCGUUGGCCUUGAGUACCGCGGGGCUUUCCAAAAAAUCGUCUCAAUGGCCAGAAGUCCACACCAUUCCGUUGCCACUGUGUCUUUCGAAGGAGAAAAUCUUCUUUCAGACUACCACUUGCAUCCGACUCUAUUAGAAGCUGCAGUGCAGUCACUCAUUGGAGCAUUUUCAUCUCCUCUCCAUGAUGCCUUAUGUUCUGCCUAUAUUCCAAUGCAGGCUACUCAAGUUCUCAUCAACCCACAUCUCUCAAAUGAGAUAAACGCAGAGACGCCGAGGUUUGAAAUUGACGCCACAGUAACAAGGUCAAACUCAGAAGGAAUUGAAGGCGAAGUCUCGUUGUUCAAUCUCCGUGGGCAGUCAAUUGUACAGGUCGUAGGAUUAUGCUUGAAUUCUACCGAGGAAGCCACUGCCCCUUUUGAUAGAAAAAUAUUCUCUCGGCUGACCUGGAAGAUUGAUCCUUUUUUGGGGUCAUUCCCGCUUGUCCAAAAGGAAAUACCGAAGAAUGAUGACAUUCUACUGGGGAGAAUUGAAAGAGCAGCACUCUUUUACCUCCAAAACCUUGUGUUUGAGAUCGACACACGUGAAAUUCCGUCAUUCGCCCAACACCACCAGCUUUUCUAUCAUGAAGUGCUCCGACUCAUUGAAUCUGUCAAAAAUAAUCAACACCCGACGCUGAAGGCCGAAUGGCUUGAUGACCGCGAGCAUGAUAUCAAAAGUGACCACCAGAGACAUAUGAGUAACAUUGAGCUCGAAAUAAUCCACAGAAUUGGUCCACUCCUACCGCAAUACCUCCGACAGGAGAUUGAUGCAGAAAAAAUGAUCAAUAGGAAUGAACUUGAACGACUCUACUUGGAAAGCACAAGCUUUUCUCCAAUGCAAAAUGUGGUUUACGAAGCCGUCGAGCUGGCUCUUCACAAAUAUCCCCAAAUGCAGAUACUUGGACUAGGCACAGGGGCUCAAACCUUUACAAGUAAAGUGCAGACUAUGAUCAAGGACAACCGUUUCAAUGGUACUUUCACAACAGGGGAUCUUCCCGGAGACAAUACCUCACCUCCAAUACAUCUAACAGCCGAUGCAGUGUCAUUCGGUUCAAUUGAUGGUAUGAAAAAUGAGGCGUUCGAUUCGAAUGAUGUAGCUGAGUCCUAUGAUAUGAUUGUUUUGAUCAAUACCUUCAACUUGCCUCGAACGCCGACAAGUUCUCUUAGACGCAUGCGCCCUCUUUUGAAACCCGGUGGAUGUAUUGUUCUAGUCGAAACGACUGGCCGCAUGGACAUAUUGUUGUUUCUAAUUAUGGGUGUCACUUCUUCGUGGUGGCAUAAAUCUGACGCAAUUCAACCCAGCUGUCCUAGAUCAACAGUUUCCCUUGCUGAAUGGGAUCAAAGACUGCGUUAUUCCGGCUUUUCCGGUGUCGAUGGAGUAUCGCACGAUGCACCACAUCCAGAUAAUCAUUGUUUUUCGGUAAUUGUCUCACAGGCGGUGGAUAAUUACACGCACCUUCUUCGUCAGCCAAAACUAUGUUCAGAACGAAGCCUCGUACCGGAGACUUUAGUGAUUCUUGGUGGAAAAACGUUACCAGUGUGUCGCUUGGCGCACAGUCUGAAGAAUUCCUUUUCUCAUUUGGGCACUGCUGUCAGGAUGGUGUCUACAAUCGAAGACUUUAAUAUGUCCUGUCCUCCAGAUGGUGUAUCCGUGAUCUCAUUGACAGAUCUGGAAUAUCCACACUUAACGGGAGAGCUGUCCCACCACAAUUUAAGUGUCUUGAGAAGCCUACUUCAAAAGUCGAAGUGCACUCUUUGGCUGACGACCGGCCGAAUUUCGGGCCAGUCACUUUCGAACAUGACUACUGGCCUGGGCCGGGCAUUCAAAUCUGAGACUCCAAGCAUGAUUCUACAGUUUUUGGAUAUCCUCAAGCUGGAGACAGGGCUAAUCACGACGAUCAUGGAUGUUUUCUUGCGACUCUCAUGGUCUCACCUUCCUUGGAUACGCGAUAAGGAUAGAUUGUGGUUAACAGAACCUGAGAUCCAUUUUGACGGCCAGAGUCUGCUUGUCCCACGCGUUGUUCCCGAUUUUGAAAUGAAUUCAAGACACAAAUCUACUCAUCUACAGUCGCUGCAAGAGUUUGAUAUCGACCAGCACUUUGUCGAAAUUAAAGAAUCAUCUCAAGUGGUAGCGUAUAUUGAAAAAGUCUCUCAGAAUAUCAGACGUGGCGUGGAUCUGCUACCGUUUCGAACUCGGUUUUCAGUUCCUCUCUCACCGAGUGUUUCUAACCGCCUCUUUCUUUGGCUCGGCACCACUUGUGAUGGCACAUGCACCGCACUCGGUCUCACCGAGCGUAACACAUCCAAUGUGUUAGCCAGGAUCAAGGAUGUCUACAUCUUGGAUGAGCAAAAGGCUACCGUUGAGCUGUUCAGAUUGGCUGCAAGCUUCAUUUUCGCAAGGCAUCUGGCAUUGUCAACCCCAUCUCAUGGUUCCAUCCUAAUAUACUCUCCUGCCAACAGUAUGACCGCAGCUGUCCAAAAAAGUCAUCGUCUGUCAGGGAGGGACAUUCACUUUGUCAGUUCAAAAUUUACCAGUAUUGGAAAGAGAUGGAUUGGGAUCCACCCGCGAGCGUCUCCUCUGGCAUUGCAGCGUACAUUGCCGAAGAAUGUGGCUUGCUUCAUUGACCUAUCCACUGCUCCAAAUGACAGUCUCCGAUACACCCUUCGCGACAUGUAUAGAGAUAUUGUUCAGGAGUCCUGCACCGAAGCUCUAGCCGCACUCAACGAACCGCUUUUCGGGUCUUCUGACAUUUUUAGCGUCGACGAAUUCAGUCGCGGUUCAGCCUCACGAUACAUAUACCCUGCGAUACUAGACUGGACUGGAAUAGAGAAAAUCCACUCUCAGCUUCGGGGUACCGAUGAAGAUCAUCAGUUUUCAUCCGUAAAAACCUAUGUGAUGGUAAACAUGACAGACCCGCUCGGACUGUCAAUUAUCACAUGGAUGGCAACAAGAGGAGCACGGAAUUUCAUUUUGAUCAACAAGUAUCAUGUUGACCAGGGGUUUUUGGAAGAGAUGGCAGCUUUGGACACGGUCAUCAAGGUCAUGAAACUGGAUUCCACCAACAAGGAGUCGAUGCAAUCAUAUUGCACGGAAGCAAUGAGCUCAAUGCCGUCCAUCGCGGGCAUUUGUAUCGCUUCGAUGAAUCUAUCAGUCAACAUGGCAGACGUGGAAGCUUCUGCUAAAUUGGAAACUCAAUUAGAUCCAGUCAUCCAAUCAGCAGAGUGUCUCUCUGAAAUUUUCUCUCGGCCCAAUCUGGAAUUUUUUGUGAUUCUGUCCUCUCUGGAUGCCUUUGCUGCAGUGCCAUACAAUCCCCUCGACGCUGCCUCAACUGUUAUGAUGUCAGGUCUCAUACAGCGGCGAAGAAGAAAAAGUCUUCCGGGAUCAAUCCUCCAUAUUGGCAUGGUUGUUGAUGUCGGGUAUGUGGCAAGACAAAAGAAAGAAACGAUACAACAUAUGAAUCAGCUCGGUUAUGCGACAUUGUCCCAAUCGGAGAUUUAUAGUUCUUUUGUCCAAGCAAUUGUUUCCGGUGCUCCUGACGCCCAUAGAGGUCCCGAACUAUUCGUUGGGCUCGCGAUGGCCGAGCAUCCCUCCGACGGUUUAACCAAGCCUAUUUGGGGAACUAACCCGCUCUUCUCUCACUUUUUGCGGAAUGAGAAUCCUCAACAGGAACAGUUGCCAGAUUUCAGCUCGAUGGAGUCAACUGUCAUGGAUCAGCUACAAGCUUGUACAUCCAAGGAAAAGGCGUUGUCUGUCCUUGAGAAAUGGCUGUCCUCCAAGGUGGAACAAAUGCUCAAAAUACCUUCUGGAACCUUGGACACCGAUGUUCCGCUUCUUGAUUUUGGUUUCGAUUCUUUGACUGGUCUUGAAGUCAGAUCUUGGUUCUCUCAGGAGAUUCAUGUUGAGAUUCCGGCUUAUACCACUCUGCAUAGUACUAUAUCAGAGCUUUGCAAUACUGCUCUAGAAGGGUUCAUGGGCCAGGGGGUCCAAAAUUAUGACUCAAUAUUGUUCCAGGGCGACUCUCAGAGUACUGCUUCCGAGAUCUCGUCCUCUAAAACCAACAUUGGCAGCUCUGAUCAGUCCGCGAAGUCUGAAGAAACUUUGAUCUCCGAGAACCACAGUUCCCACCCGGUCAAAGUUUUGAGCCAGAAUCAACCAGAGAGCCUCAUCCCCGGCAGAUAUCAAAAGCUUGAGGAAAUGUCACCCUAUCAAUCAUUAAUCUGGUUUGCGGCAAAUUGGAUGAAAGAUCAAUCUCAAUACAAUGUUGUGAUCUCAUACAAUGUCGAAGGACUAUUUGAUGUUGAAAGAUUUGAGUAUGCACUCGCGAACGUGGUGUCAAGACAUGGCUCUCUACGUACUGCCUUCUUUGAAGAUCCUGUCAGUGGCCAAUUGCAACAAGGUGUUUUAGAACACUCCAUGUCCUUUUUCCAACAUAUCGAUACAUCAGAUCCUGCAAUCGUCUCUCGGGAAUUUGAGAAGGCUGCAACUCAUCAGUGGCAAUUGGUAAAUGGGGAAGUAUUUCGAGUCACUGUGGUUUCUGUUGGCGAGAAAGCACAUAACAUCAUAUUCAGCUAUCAUCACAUCAUAAUGGAUGGCUUUAGUUGGUCAAUACUCCUGAACGACGUGAAGUGCUUUUUCGAGCUGAGACCUCCUCAUACCUAUGCUUCUCAAUAUAUCGACUACUCCAUUUCACAAAACCUCGCCAUUCGAGAUGGUGCGUUCGAUAAAGAGCUUAGCUUUUGGAGACAGGAGUUAUCCCCCUUACCUGAUGUGAUGCCUCUUCUUCCAUUUGCCAAGUCAAAAGUCCGAGAGUCUUCAGAUGACUACAAAACUCAUACGACAACUAGAGAAAUAGGGAAAGCAAUCGCAGAUCAGAUCAAAAGUGCCAGUCGUGACCUACGAGGCACACCGUUCCAGUUUUUCAUGACGUGUCUCCAAAUUCUCUUCGCGAGACUUUUAGAGAAAGACAAAAUCUGCAUAGGAAUAGGUGACGCAAAUCGGAAACAAAGCCAGUUUUCGAGUACGGUUGGCUAUUUCGUGAAUGUGAUGCCAGUCCAGUCGGAUAUUUCUCGGGAUGACACAUUUCCCAGCGUGUUUCAACGAACCACAAAGAAGGUCUUGUCGGUUCUUUCAAACUCCUCUGUGCCUUCCAGCCUCGUCCUGGAUGCACUCAAGGUUCCAAGGUCCUCAUACUAUACUCCACUGUUCCAGGUGGCGCUCAAUUAUCGCGUUGGUGAGAUCACAAAACUUUCACUUGGAAAGUUUGAGCUCAACUAUGAUCGUAGUAUCAUGGGAAGUGCACCUUACGACAUCUCAUUCCAUGUGACUCCCACUGCAGCUGGUACAUUUCUAUUGGACUUGACGUGCCGCAAUUGCCUCUAUUCUCCCGAGGCCGCGGAGCACAUCUUGAAGCUUUAUACCGACCUUUUGUACACCUUCGCGCCCGAUCCCUCCAGUACAUCAUUUGAAAACCUUCUCGGCCCACAGAAGACUACAGAGCCUAAAAUUUCUAUUCGCCGAGGACCACGUGUCAAGCAUCACUGGCCCACCACUUUACCAGGAAGAUUUGAGAUAAUUUCGGAAUUGUUCAGAGACAAGAUCGCGGUAAAGCAAGAUUCGAUGGAAUAUAGCUACGCACAACUGGGAUCAUAUGUCAGUCGCAUCGAGAAUUCCCUUGAAUCUUUGGGGGUAACUCGCAGUGAAGCCAUCGCAGUUUUGUGUGAGCCAUCGGUAGCCUCUGUGGCUUGCAUGCUUGCGGUACUUCGCCUUGGGGGUAUAUAUGUGCCUCUGGAUCUCAGUGUGCCUGCAGCUAGACAUUCGGCAAUGAUCGCGAGCUCUGGAGCAAAGACUCUUCUUUGUAUUCCAUCGACCCAGAAAAGAGCUACACUCCUGAACCCGGGGCAUGUUUUGGAUGUUUCCAGUCUUGAUAGCCACCUGGAUUUACCCACCAAAGACAAGAGCAGUGGGACUGCACCAUCGGUCUUGCUGUAUACCAGUGGAUCAACUGGAGAGCCAAAGGGCGUUCUUCUACCUCAAGUAGGAUUUAUCAAUUAUCUUGCAGCGAAGGAGAAGGAACUCUCUCUAGAUAGUAGAGUUGUGGUCUUACAGCAAAGCUCGAUUGGAUUUGACAUGGGGCUCGCGCAGACCCUGAAUUCUAUCAUGAACGGUGGAAAGCUUGUCAUCCCGCACGGGGGGGACCCAAUCGAGAUUGCCAAAAUCAUUCGAAAGGAAGAAGUAACAUUCACUCUGGCUACCCCUUCAGAGUAUCUUGCUUUGCUCCAGCAUGCUCGCGAACUCUUAAAAGGGGUCACGACCUGGCGAUCUGCCUGCUUGGGCGGAGAAUCUUUUACAGAUCGCCUCAAGAUGGAAUUCACUCAACUAGGACCAAACUGUCCUACCGUUCAAGACUCAUACGGUGUGACUGAAAUUUCGGCCUGUACCUCCUUCGAGACUAUGUCCGUGUCACAGGUCCAGACGGCCCGCAGUGUAGGAAAGGCCAUUCAAAACACUUCUCUUUAUGUCCUUGAUGAGAAUCAAAACCCUGUUGAUCUUGGAGUCUCUGGUGAAGUGUGCGUUGGUGGUGUGGGGAUUGCUUUGGGGUACUUGAACGAAGAACAAACCCGGUCGAAAUUUCUUCAGGAUCCUUUUGCGACCCCUUAUGAUGUCGAUCAAGGUUGGACACGACUGUACCGUACGGGAGACAGAGGUUGUCUCAUGGAGGAUGGUUCUCUCAUUCACAUGGGUCGCAUGGACGGAAAUACUGAAAUCAAGCUCCGCGGGCUUCGCAUAGAUCUUGAGGAUGUCGGCUCCACUUUGGUAAACUCAGCCCCCAAGCUGCUCUCUUCAGCCGUUGUAUGUGUCAAGGGCGAAGGUGACGACAAAAUGCUAGUCGCAUAUGUCGCUUUAGUUCCCGGGGCAGGUGCAAAUGAUGAUGAGCUCCGGCUUCUCGCGAGCAAACUUCCAUUGCCACAGUACAUGUGCCCAACCAAAGUCAUCCCACUAGAUGAUCUCCCUCGAAAUUCAAAUGGGAAGAUUGACCGAAAGAAGAUUGAGAGCCUUCCCUUUAUAUAUCUCGAUCCAACCGCCCCUCAAUCAACAUCAUCUGCUCGCUUGACACUGGGUGAAGGCGAGCUCAAAUUACUCUGGCAGAAGGUCCUUCCUGAUGACUCCCAAAUCCAACCCGAUUCGGAUUUCUUUACUUUAGGUGGAAAUUCCCUCAUGCUUGUGAAGUUGCAAAGUUCCAUUCGGACAUCUAUCGGGGUAGCGCUCACUCUUCGAGAUCUCUAUGCUUCUUCCACACUAUCUAGCAUGGCGGCCAAAGUGGACACCGAGAAGGCAAAGUCUCCCGUGAAAACUGUCAACUGGUUCGAAGAAACACUCGUCCCGGAAGAUAUCAUUGCAUCUUCAGACCAGAUUCCCUUGCCACGUUCUUUGCAAUCGUCUGAUCGUGAAAUCCUUCUCACCGGAUCGACAAGUUUCCUUGGAAAGGCACUUGUUCAGGCACUUGGGCAAAAUCAUAAUGUGAAAAGAAUCCAUUGCGUUGCUGUUGAGGAGCGCGAGAAGAAGACUCUUGCCGGUGAUGAUAAGGUCAUCAUCUACUCAGGGACUCUUCUCGACUCUUCACUUGGGCUAUCUCCAGACCAGCAGUCGGCCCUGAAAGCAUGUAUUGAUAUCGUCAUUCAUGCAGGGUCUAACGGACACUGUCUGAACUUCUACAACUCACUGAAGAAGCCUAAUCUACUUUCCACUCACUUUCUGGCAAGGAUUUGUCUUCAAGGUCGGAUACCUAUGCACUUCAUAUCUUCACCGCGAGUUAUUCUUCUCUCUGGAAAAGCAUCUCUAGGUCCGAUCUCUCUUUCCUCGCAUCCUCCUCCCGCAGAUGGCUCUGAAGGCCUAACAGCAAGCAAGUGGGCAAGUGAGUCUUUCCUUGAAGCCUUCGCUGAAAGGACUGGUUCCCCUGUGGUGAUUCAUCGACCCUGCACAGCCAUUGGUGAGAAUGCACCACACCAAGAUGCAUUGAACUCCAUGUUACGCUACUCAAAUAUUAUGGGAGCCACCCCACAUAUGACAAAUGUGGAUGGCUAUUUGGACUUCCAGAAUGUGGAAGUUCUUGCGCAUGAGAUUGUUUCUCAAGUGAUGGUUGAAGUCAGUGGGCCUUGCUCCUCGGUCAAAAUUUGUCACUACUCCAGUAAUACCAUGGUGCCUGUCCACAGUUUCAAGGAUUACAUGCAGCAAGUUCACAAGAGGCCUUUCGAGGAGUUCAGCCUCGAAGAUUGGAGUACUCGAGCUCUUGAGCUAGGAAUAGAACCUCUCAUCCCUAGCUUCCUCGAAGCUGUUGCGGAAAACACGGAAACAAUGUUUUUCCCAUAUUUGGGUACAGAUCAUUCAUGCUAA